Messenger RNA from Closterium sp. Naga37s-1, 642 nucleotides. NCBI's taxonomy places the organism in Eukaryota, Viridiplantae, Streptophyta, Zygnematophyceae, Desmidiales, Closteriaceae. The record is from the annotation of a GenBank genome assembly.
AUGCUUCAGCGGUUUAAUGACAGCUCCGUCAACCUCUCCCACUUUGCAGAGAAGGCCCUCACUCUCCUCCUGGCCAACAACUUCACAGCGCCAGCUCUGCUGCGCCCCAUGGUCACACGCUUCAUGUUGCCUCGCGAGGAGCUGGCUCUAGAAAAGAUGAGAAUGAAGGGAGGCGAAGCGGUGCACGCGCGGUUGCUACAAGCAAUGAUAGAGUUUGCCGUCACUCCCGUGCUCUCCCCUCGCAUCCACAUGUCUCGCCAUCUCCACGACCACAGAACCUUGGGAGACAGCCCCAUGGCAUUCGGGCUGGUGGAGUUCGAAUCCGCAUGGAACGCAGCCACCGAUGACUCCCCUCUCUGCUUUGAAAGGCUCCUCCUCCCGGGAGUUCUCAAGGGGCAGGCGUAUCCGUCUCACCCCACCCAAGGCACCUACCUGGACCGACACCUGAGAAUCAAGCUGGGGCUGGAGCCGCCUGGGAAAGUGGAGUGGGGGAGGGAUGGGAUGCGGGGGUGGCGGCCGCGAGUGCUGUAUAUCACACGGCUGGGAGCGGAGUUGAAGCUUCGCCGCACCUUCCUACCGGAGAGUCAUGAGGCUCUGCUGAGGCUGAUGGAGGAGCUGGGAUUGCAGGUGAGUUUUUGGUAG